This is a messenger RNA of Dentiscutata erythropus, 177 nucleotides long. NCBI's taxonomy places the organism in Eukaryota, Fungi, Glomeromycota, Glomeromycetes, Diversisporales, Gigasporaceae. The record is from the annotation of a GenBank genome assembly.
AUGAAGGAAUUUGUUAUGGACAGCGAAUGCCCUCAAAGAAAACGCCACACUACGUUAAAACUCUGUGGUGAUUAUAGUUGUGUUUCAGAUUUGGGAAAGAAAUUGGCAGAAACACUUAGCAAAAACACCGCGUUAGCUUCGAUCGAUCUUAAUUAUAAUGAUAUUGGAUUCAAAUAG